GUGGGAUCGAUGCGGAAAAUUUGAAACGGAAAUUUUUCAAAUUUCUCUCAAUUUUAAUAAUUUAGGUGUCAAAUGUGUACCCUAGCGUAAAAACAGAAAGUCAAGUUUAUUACAAGCCCUGAACAAUUAUCGAUCAUUGCUAAUCAUGGAAAGGCAAAGAGAUUCAAAUGAUCAGUUUGGGUCAAAUGUCCCCAUGCAGUUUUGCGAUGAGGAUGAAGAAAUAUUUAUUGGUGAUGUAAAUGAGACGGAGAAAGCCAGGAUGGACAGGUUCAAUAAUAGACGCACAUUGGUUUUUGUCCCUGGUUUUAGGAGGAACAGAUAUACCCAAGUUCAGGUUACCAGUGAGGAAGAAUACACAGAUGGUACAAUGGACAGAGAUAGCUUAAACAGUACUGCCUCACUAGCCACAGUGGACUACACCAGAGAUAGUCUUGAUACAGUCCAUAGCAGUCUUGAACCAGUUAGAGACAGUAUUGAACCAGUUAGAGAAAGUAUUGGACCAGCUAAAAGCCCAGAUAGUGGAAUGGAGUUAGAUUACGACAAACUGAAACUCAAUGGUUCCUUAUCAGAUGAGCAUGUUGUGGAAGCUAACUCCAGUAGGGACAUAUCUGAGUUCACCAUGGUAACAGCAUUAGGAGACAGUCAAAUGUACAACACAUACUACAUGAACCCUCAAUCAAACGAUAACCCGAAAGAUUUAGUCACACAAGGGGAACUUAAUUUAAGAGAAAAUCACAAGAAUGAGCAAAUUGAAAAAAUAAAUCCAAAACUAAAAAAUGAAAGACGAAUAUCAUUUGAAAAUGUUGUAGUGCCAUCUAUAAAACCUAUUGUCACCAAAGUUUCUCCACAAGCCAUGAACCAACAACCAUAUCAUAUAACAGAACUUGAAUCUAUGAUCCCAAGUUUAACAUUAGUUGAGAAUGCUGCAGCUGUUAAUAGAGAAGAGGAUAUCACAGGAGGUGCAUUUAGUGUCUAUACCCCAGUUAAACAUACUGAUGCGGGCAAAUCUGAAACAAGCCUUAUAAGUGCAUUCGAUUUGGAGUCCAAAGCUACAAAACAAUUAUUUAAAGAUGACACCUCACCUAAUGAAGAGCUGUCUGAUGCAUCACCUGUUUCUGAAAAAAUUGACAAGUCCCCUAAUCGCCUUUCAGGUGCAUCCACUAUUUCCUUAUAUGAACCAUCAUCUCCAGAAAUCUAUAAUGAUUUUCCAGAAUUAUUUGUUGAUAUACCUAAACGACAUUCAGAGGCUUCAACCAUUAUGUCAAAAGAAUCUGAUGUAAGUGAUAUAACUCGAGACAGUUUCACAUCCCAAAUGUCAGGAAUGUCAAGCUUUGUAUCUCAAAAUAGUGAUAGUUUGACCUCUCAGAAUCCUAGUUCAGAUGAGGAUUUGAUCACCCGUAAGCUCAGCUUGAUGUCUGGAGUGGACUAUUUGAAGUCUGAUAAAGAGAGUUUGAUAUCUGAGGCGUCUGAUUAUGAAGACUCUCUAGUACAGAACAGUAGUGCAAGCACUGUAGAGGAAACUGUCAUACAGCGUAGGAUCUCAGAGAUGAGCAAUGGUUUCACAGGUACAGGGCUGGACCCUCCGAGGAGCCUAAGGAAUCUACGAAGCAUGGACAGCUGUUUUAGUGACGCAUCCUCAGUCGGGACUGCCAACAAAGCUCUCAGUGAGAGUCAAUUUAGCCUUGGCGGUCUCAGUGAUAGAGUCGAUACCCCAACCUCCAUAGUUAGCAGUUAUGAAGGAAAUGAAACAAAUACUGAAUUUGAUUUAACAAAAGAUACAAAAUCUACCGAUUCUAGUGAUGAAACAUUAGAUUCAGAAAAUGCUGAAGAGAAUGCAGAUCAUGAAAAUGUUGUAUCAGUAGAACCAGAUGUUAAGUUAAAGGCUGGUAAGGACAUUAAGGCAAAGGCUGAGUCAGGACCUAUUGAUGACACAAAUCCAAGUGAUGAGGUUAGAUCUAUGGCUGCUUAUUCCACAGAACAACCUGUUACAACCCAACCACAGUCAUCUGCUCCUAUAUUUGAGUCUCAACUUGACACAUUACUGGCGAAACUGACGUCAGAGUCUCUUGAGAAGAAGAAGCAAAGGCUUGAAGAGUUGCGUGAAGAUAAGAUGCGUCUCCAGAGAGAAAUUGAGGAACAAGAACAUAAGAUUUACCCCAGGUCUCCCAAGCCAAAAGCUCAACGCCCAGUGGAAGGGGCUCCUAUGGUUAUUCCUAAAGUUGCGUGUACUGGUAUCCCAGCCCUGACCUUGAAUGACCGUGAGCUUAAUGCAGUGACCACGCUACAUACAAUUUGUAAUGGCCAGCAGAUUGUCAAGGUUAUGGAGAAGCCUCAAACCCCAACUAUCAUACGACACUGUAAUGCACCCAAGACAACAAAAGCUGCGGUUAAGAGCACAUUAAAGAAGACUGAAAACACAACCCCAGGCUCUAAAUGUAUACCGAAGACGAGGGUCAAGUUCAAUGAGAACACACCCCCUGCUGGGUCUCCUUACAGACAUAGUCCCAGGAGUGCUACCACUAAGAAGUCCAAACCAAUUUUACAAGAAAGAUCUCAGAAGUACACAUUUCCUUUCUCUGGCCAGGUUCCAUCACCAAUUGUCGUAACCAAACCCAAGCGGACCCAUAAGUUAGCUGAUCUAAACACCUCUGUUUCACAGAACAGCAAGAAGGCGCCAUUCAAAUAAAGAGCCAUUCUUACAUCGUAAUUUUUCGCCAACUUAACAUUACGUGCAAGCUAAGAUUGCAAGUCUUGCUAUAUUAUAACACCACUUUGGCACGAGGAUGCCAUUUAAAUAAAAUAAACUUUUCAUACAUUAGUAUCAAAAAGCAUGUAAAACAAUUCAUUGAUAUCCCACACAUACAUAGCAACCCAAGAUAUCAUUUUAAAUUGAGUGAUAUUGUACCACAAACUUAGACAUACAUCAUCAUUUUGCUGACAUCAUAAUGCAAGCCAAGAUGUCAUGCUUUUGUUGACAUCACACUGCAAGACAUGGCAAUGAGUGUUCAACAAGUAGAGUGUUCAGUGAGGAAAGUGUUCAAUGGGUGUGUUCAUCCAUCUACUCUGUUUUGCUGAAUUGUGCAAUUUGCUUUAAAAUUAUUAUUAUUCAAAAAUGUAUACAUAAGCUGUAUAAGUACCAAUGUACCAGUGGAAUAUGUUAUUAAGUUAAGUUUAAUUUAAAUAAAUACACAAAGCAUGUGUUCAGAUUUCAGAUCA
This is a messenger RNA of Owenia fusiformis, 3216 nucleotides long. The record is from the annotation of a GenBank genome assembly. Lineage: Eukaryota; Metazoa; Annelida; Polychaeta; Sabellida; Oweniidae.